Molecule: messenger RNA, 1721 nt
Organism: Macadamia integrifolia
Lineage: Eukaryota; Viridiplantae; Streptophyta; Magnoliopsida; Proteales; Proteaceae
Product: aspartyl protease family protein At5g10770-like
Exons: 2
Coding region: 16-1533 (505 amino acids)
Biological process (GO): proteolysis
Molecular function (GO): aspartic-type endopeptidase activity
Source: RefSeq, a predicted model, not a curated record
UGCUGAAAGAGAGUCAUGGCCAACACAUUCAUGGGAAGAAGGGAGAAGGCACGAAGCAUGGCUACUACCAAUCCCUUUCUCUCUCUUGGAGUUCUCUUUUCCACUCUUCUAAUUCUGUCUCUCCUGUUCUGUUCUGAGAAUGCUAGUGCCUAUGAAGGAGGAGUUAGAGGAGAGACUAUGGAAAGUGAUCCUCAUCAACAACAUAGUCAUGUGAUCAAGAUCAGUGAUCUCCUUCCUGCACCAGUUUGCUCUACUUCUACCUCUACUUCCACUCAUGAAGGUAACAAUAAUGCCCAGACAAUGCUGAAAGUAGUUCACAAGCAUGGCCCAUGUUCCAAACAUAGCUCCAAACAGAAGGCAAAACUUCCUACUCCUACUCAGAUCCUCCUCGAAGACCAAUCGCGAGUCGAGAUGAUCCAAUCUCGAUUCGCCAAUCAGGUACAUGGCUCGAAGGCUACAACCCCGACACAUUCGGGACGCUCAUUGGGCACCGGCAACUACAUUGUGACAGUGGGGAUUGGGUCUCCGAAAAGAGAUUUCUCACUCAUAUUUGAUACCGGCAGUGACCUAACUUGGAUUCAAUGUGAACCAUGUGUAGCUCAUUGCUAUAAACAACAAGAACCAAUAUUCAACCCUAGUAAGUCAUCUUCUUAUUCAAACAUCACUUGUAACGCCAAGGAGUGUUCUUCACUCAAAUCUGCCACUGGCAAUUCCCCUGGUUGCACCUCUUCUACUUGCGUAUAUGGCAUUCAAUAUGGUGAUCAAUCAUACUCUGUUGGGUACUUUGGACGUGAAACCUUAACACUCACAUCCUCUGAUGUGUUCAAUAAAUUCAUGUUUGGAUGUGGCCAAAGGAAUGAUGGGCUGUUUGGUUACACGGCCGGGCUUCUUGGGCUGGGCCGGAACAAGAUAUCCUUGAUAUCCCAAACAUACCAAAAAUAUGGUGGGCUUUUCUCUUAUUGUCUUCCAUCCACAUCUAGCUCAACUGGGUACCUAGCAUUUGGAUAUCAAGGGAAGAUUUCCUCUAAUGUAAAAUUCACACCUUUGUUAGUGAACACUGCUGAUCCCUCAUUCUACUUCCUAGACUUAAUAGCAAUUAGUGUUGGGGGAAAGAAAUUGCCCAUCUCUGCAUCAGUAUUUGCAACUUCAGGCACCAUUAUAGAUUCCGGCACCGUCAUAACCCGCUUGCCUCCAACUGCUUAUUCCACCCUCCGUUCAUCCUUCCGGAAAUUAAUGUCGAGCUACCCCAUGGUCAGUCCUAUUUCAAUACUCGAUACAUGCUACAAUUUUACGGGGUAUAAAACGGUGAAAAUACCAAAAAUAGCCUUGUAUUUCCGGGGAGGAAUUCCGAUGGACAUCGACAGCUCUGGAGUAUUUUUUGUUAGGAAUAUAGCCCAAGUCUGCUUGGCUUUUGCUGGAAAUAGUGAUGCUGGGGAUAUAGCCAUACUUGGGAAUAAACAACAACAAAGGCUGGAUGUGAUCUAUGAUGUAGCCAAAAAAAGGAUUGGAUUUGGCCUAGGAGGUUGUAGCUGAACUUUUAUAGCUACAAGUGGAACAGAUUGUAAAAUUCUAUCAAUCCAAAGUAGGAGAGAGUUUUUAUAAAUAGCAUGGAGAGAUAUAAAUGUUGCCUUCUUUUGUCCUGUUUAUUUAGUCAAUCCAAACUAUAAGAGAUUUCAUAAUAAAGUGUGUAGAAGUAGAUGUUAACCUCUUUUGUUAUUUUA